AGUCCCAUUUUGAUUCUCUUCUUUCUCCAUUUCUCAGUCACCGGUUCACCGUCUAAUCUUUGUUUCAAAAGCUUUCACUUUUCAAUGAGAAAAACCGAUCCCUAUCCACAACCCGAACCCGAACCAUCAAAUCCAAAUCCAAACCCAAAUCCAAAUCCGUUCUUCUAUUCAUAUUCCGGGUCGAGACUAUGAGCGCCGUGAACAUCACAAACGUCGCCGUUUUGGACAACCCAGCCACGUUUCUCAAACCCUUUCAGUUCGAGAUCUCCUACGAGUGCUUGACCCCUCUCAAAGACGAUUUGGAAUGGAAACUCAUUUAUGUGGGAUCUGCUGAGGAUGAGACAUAUGACCAACUUCUUGAAAGUGUGCUUGUUGGGCCAGUCAACAUUGGCAACUACCGAUUUGUCCUUCAGGCAGACCCUCCAGACCCAUCAAAAAUCCGUGAUGAAGAUAUCAUUGGCGUCACAGUACUGCUAUUGACAUGUUCUUAUCUUGGACAAGAGUUUAUUCGAGUUGGAUACUAUGUGAACAACGAUUAUGAUGACGAACAGCUAAGAGAGGAGCCUCCACCAAAGGUUUCGGUUGAUAGGGUUCAAAGAAAUAUUUUGGCCGACAAGCCCAGGGUCACAAAGUUCCCAAUCAAUUUUCAUCCUGAGAACAAUGAACAUGGUGAAGAACCCCCACCUUUAGCUGAGAAUGCCAUUGAGACCAAUGCAAAUGGAGAAGAACCACUCCCCUCACCUGAAGGACCAGCCAUUGAGCACUAGGUUGUAAAUUGAAGCAACUGCAUGACAUAUUGUGACAUUUUGACUUCAAAUUUUAACUACUGAUGAUUUUGGGUGAAACUGGUUUUCCAAAUCUCAAACAUCUCCAUCCAUGAUAUGCUUUUGUGACCGUGAUCUACUGUGAAUUUCCAGUUGGAAUGUGUUGUACAAUCACUGUACUUGGGUUGCGAUGUGGUACAUAAUGGGUUAAAGAUUUUGUAUGCCAUGAAAAUUAAAGUUUAGGUUUUGUUUUUUGAAAGUCUUUCAUCACUUGGUCUUGUAAAAUUUUCCAAUUUUAUUGGAAAGACAGUUGAAUGUUUACUGUGUUCUUUGGAGACAGUAAAUCAUAUGAAGUGAAUUGGAACUGAAUGUAACCUA
This is a messenger RNA of Quercus robur (English oak), 1142 nucleotides long. RefSeq names its product histone chaperone ASF1B-like. The transcript has 3 exons. Lineage: Eukaryota; Viridiplantae; Streptophyta; Magnoliopsida; Fagales; Fagaceae. The record is from RefSeq and is a predicted model, not a curated record. Gene Ontology annotation, biological process: DNA replication-dependent chromatin assembly. Gene Ontology annotation, cellular component: nucleus. Bases 189 to 767 code for a protein of 192 amino acids. Gene Ontology annotation, molecular function: histone binding.